UAUAUCAAAAAAUUUAAUACCAAAUUUCUGUUUUAAUUUUUUUUAUUUUGCUGCGUGUAGUAUCUACAGCCUCUCAUCUCCCUCUUAGUCUCUCUCGAUCUCCAGACUCUGCUUCUUCCGUCGUCAUCGAUCUGCUCUCUCUUCCUUAAAACGCUCCGUUUUUGCUUGUUUUCCGGUUUGCUUUCCUUUCAAAAACUGUUUCUCCUCCGAGAUCACAGCAGUUUCUAUAGUUCUUAUUGUUUUUACAGCUUUUUUCUGUGUACUGUCAAUGGUGUGUUUAUUUGUUUAUGUACUUAAUUAUGAACACAGCUAAAGAGACAUAUAUAUAUAUAUAGAUACGUUUAUUGUAGUGUGUGUAUAGAUUUGAGAAGUAGAGAUUUGUUGCAGUAGAGAGUUGACCCCGGCCAAGGACAGCUCGGGGGAGAAAUAUAGAUCCGCGUGGACAUGGAAACUAAUUUGAAUGGCGUGGAACCGUACCCCAAUUCCUGCUAUUUGCAGAAAUUCCGACUCUACGAGACUCGUUCGAAUUUUUAUAUGAUAGGAAGAGAUAAAAACAGAACCUUUUGGCGGGUUUUAAAGAUUGAUCGAUUAGAGGCAUCUGAAUUGAAUAUUUUGGAAGAUCCUGCAAAAUACUCAGAGAAUGAAUGUUGUGAACUCAUAAAGCGAAUACAUGAAGGGAACAAAUCAACUGGCGGACUUAAAUUUGUAACUAUUUGUUAUGGAAUAAUUGGUUUCAUUAAAUUUUUGGGACCUUACUACAUGUUGUUAAUAACAAAAAGAAGGAAAAUUGGUGCUAUUUGUGGCCACGCAAUAUAUGCUAUCAGCAAGAGCGAGAUGAUUCCAAUUCCACAUCCUUCUGUGCGGUCCAAUAUGACUAAUUCUAAGAACGAGAACAGAUACAAGAAGCUCUUAUGCACGGUGGAUCUCACAAAGGACUUCUUUUUCAGCUAUUCAUAUCAUGUCAUGCAUUGCCUUCAAAAGAAUUUAUGUAACAACAAGACUGGGCAAGCUCAUUAUGAAACAAUGUUUGUUUGGAAUGAAUUUUUAACACAAGGAAUCCGGAAUAACCUCAAGAAUACUCUAUGGACAGUGGCAUUAGUAUAUGGCUUCUUUAAACAGGUCAACCUUUCAGCAUCUGGUAGGGACUUUAAGUUGACUCUCAUUGCCAGACGCUCACGCCAUUAUGCUGGCACAAGAUAUUUAAAACGGGGUGUGAAUGAGAAGGGUAGAGUGGCUAAUGAUGUUGAAACGGAACAGAUUGUGUUUGAAGAUGUUCCUAAUGGAUACCCUGUGCAAAUAAGUUCUGUUGUUCAGCAUCGGGGUUCAAUCCCACUGUUUUGGUCCCAGGAAACUUCGCGAUUGAAUAUUAAACCUGACAUUAUAUUAUCAAGGAAGGACAAAAAUUAUGAGGCAACAAGACUUCAUUUUGAAAAUCUUGCAAAGAGAUAUGGAAAUCCAAUAAUUAUUUUGAAUUUAAUAAAGACACAUGAAAGGAGGCCUCGGGAAAGUAUACUCCGUGCAGAAUUUGCUAAUGCCAUCAGAUUUAUAAAUAAAGGCUUACCUGAGGAAAAUCAGCUCCGGUUCCUCCACUGGGAUUUGCAUAGAAAUUCCAGAAAAGCUACCAAUGUGUUAUCAUUGCUGGGGAAAGUGGCGGCAUAUGCAUUGGACUCGACUGGCAUCUUUUAUUGUAAACUUUCACCGAGUUUAAGACCCUUGGGAUUGAUCUCUCCCUACUCUGAGGAUAAUGAUGACAGGUCCUCUCUUGAUUACUCUUCCAAUGAUAAUGACUUGGAAAGAACUUCAGAUUCAGAGAUUGGGAACUUUGAUUAUGAAGCAAAUGGAAAUCAGAGUAUCCCAGCCCCAAAGUUUCAAAAAGGGGUUCUAAGAACUAAUUGCAUAGACUGUUUAGAUCGCACAAAUGUUGCCCAAUAUGCCUAUGGUUUGAUGGCUCUUUGUCGUCAGUUGCAUGCUCUUGGAUUUAUAGACGAUCCAUUUAUUGAUCUAGAUAAUCCAUUGGCGGAAGAUUUAAUGGGCAUUUAUGAGACAAUGGGUGACACGCUUGCACUGCAAUAUGGUGGUUCUGCUGCACAUAACAAGAUAUUUUCAGAAAGGAGAGGCCAGUGGAAACCUGCAACUCAGUCUCAAGAGUUCUUUAGAACUCUACAGCGUUAUUACAGUAACGCAUACAUGGAUGCUGAGAAACAAGAUGCGAUUAAUGUGUUCCUGGGUCACUUUCAGCCACAACAGGGAAGGCCAGCCUUAUGGGAAUUGGAUUCUGAUCAGCAUCAUGAUGUUGGAGGGCGUGAAUGUGAUUUAGUUGUUGAGGAUACUAGGUCAUUCUUUAAAAGAUCACUAUCAGAAGGCAAUAUUCUUCCUGAAAGUGACUCUCUUGUAGCAUCUGCAAGUAUUGGACAUAAUACGCCUUUUCCUGAAAUGCAGCAAGGAGUUAAUAAGGGUCUUUCAGGUUCAACGCCAGAGAUCUCAACCUGUGAAAGUGACAUAUCAUAUUCAAGGUGUACACCCUCAAUGCCUCGAAGGCAGCUCUUUCAUGGAAAAGACGAGUACUUCGAAACUGAACAUAUCUGCUACGAUGAACAUGGAGAUGCAUGUAACUGUUCAAAUUUCGUCGACUUAGACUGGCUUUCUUCAUCAGGGAAUUCUUGCGAAGAAGAUCCUUUUGACAGAUCAAUAGCUGGCCAAUCAUCAGAAUAUCUUGUAAAUGAAUUGAAAAGCGAAACAUCUGCCAGUGAAUCUGGAUCUAGCGUGAAGGGAAGAAAUCAAACUGCAACUGACCUUUCGUCGGAGGAUCUCACGGGUGUAUUUUCAGAGCGAUUUCAGCACUGGGUAACACACGGGGAGACACUUUUCCAAUCAUAAGUUGAUGUCCAUCAGUAUUUAUUUGAGAUAUUACCUCGUGAUCGUGAUCCCAUCCGAAGGAUGUGGAUUGCAGAACAGAGAAUAAACGGGAUAACACCCUACAAAAAAUUCUGGCAUUAAGCAACAGUGACUUGCGGUAUUUGUUCAAAUGUGUACCUCCAGAGUCCAGAAGGGUGAUGAUUGAGGCAGCACAAAAGCUAAUUCACUUGGAGCUCUCGACGACUCCAAUUUCUUGAGGCUCUAAAACCACAUAAUUAACCUUGUAUAUAUUUUUCAAAAUCGAGCUUAGUGUACAAUAUAGGCUAAACAAGCACCCCUUAUCAGUCAGAUGUUUUCAUUUAAUUACGUUCUAAGCAAUAGCAUUAAAUUCAACGGCUAAAUUUCUGUUAAA
Molecule: messenger RNA, 3268 nt
Organism: Jatropha curcas
Lineage: Eukaryota; Viridiplantae; Streptophyta; Magnoliopsida; Malpighiales; Euphorbiaceae
Product: phosphoinositide phosphatase SAC2
Biological process (GO): phosphatidylinositol dephosphorylation
Cellular component (GO): intracellular membrane-bounded organelle
Molecular function (GO): phosphatidylinositol-3,5-bisphosphate 5-phosphatase activity
Source: RefSeq, a predicted model, not a curated record